GACUUGUAGACAGAAAAGCAUGUUUUACUUAUUUAUAAUACUCUUCCCAUUUCAUUCUUUUAUACAGAGAUUAAAAGAAUUAAAGCACCGAGAAUUUGCUCGAAACGUAGCUUCCAAAUCAUGGAAAGAUGAGAGGAAACAAGAAAAAGCACUUAAGCGGCUCCAUCAGCUGGCUGAGAUGCGGCAACAAUCUGAAUGUGUUUCUGGAAACGGACCAGCAUACAAAACCCCGAGGAUAGCCAUGGAAAAGCAGCUCCAGCAGGGAAUUUUCCCAGUUAAGAAUGGCAGAAAGGUUUCCUGCAUGAAAAGUGCCCUUCUCAAGGGGAAGAAUGUGCCCAGAAGCACCAUGGAGAAGCAGCGACCGGCCAUGCCAAACCGACAACAGCUACAAUCAGAUAGGCGACACUUGUUUGGGAAUCUGAUAACACAAACAUCUUCAGAUCUCAGCAAUGCAAACCACAGGACAGGAGUUUCAUUUUCAUUUUCAAAAAAAGCCUAUCUAAAAUUAGAAUCCUCUGCCUCCGUUUUCAGCGAGAACACAGACGAUGCACAUGAUAUUAACAAGUCACCCACCUAUAAAGUCAAACGAACAGUUGAGAAAUGCAAGUGUUGCAGGCUUGCAAAGGAGGGUGCAGACCUUACUAAGGAAGAAGGUGUCCUCUCUUCAAGCCAUCUGGAGGGUGUUUUAAACAACACCUUCCUGAUGAACUCAAAAAUUUCACGCAACAAGCAUGAACCUAUUAACGGGAGACUGAAGCAUUCAGGCAUUCACGCAGCUUUCUCUAAAUCUCACUUCCAUGUUUCAGAGAGAGAGUUUACUCUUUCCAGCAGAGAGAAAGAGAUUAAGAAUGCAUUGAAGAAUACUUCGGAAAACUGUACUAGUCACCGAUGCCAAGCAAAUGAAUCCUCCAGUCCACUAAACACUUACAAGCACAGUGAUAGUAGGUGGUGUGAAUGCCCGGAUGAAUUUUUGCCUUCAGGACUAAGUGAGCAAAAGACUCAAGCACAUCGAAUUCCUAACUCCAGAACAGAGGACAGAACAAAGUCUUUAGACAAAAUGGAAAGGAUGAGCAAAAAUGUGCAAAGACUUUGCAGAGAAGAUUGUUCACAUGAUCUGAAGUCCAAACCAUUGUCUUUCCUCCGUGUACAGAGCAAGGAUGGUCACACCACUCUACAGUGGCCUACAGAACUUCUCUUCUUUACCAGAACGGAACCUUGCAUAUCUUAUGGCUGCAAUCCUUUAUAUUUUGACUUCAAACUGUCUCGCAACACAAAGGAUGAGCGUAAUUCGGAGAAUAUAGAAACAAAGUUGGUGAAGGAGGCUUUAGAAGUGAAGACAAAAACAGAGAGCCAAGUCUCAGGAUUAAUUAAAGAACAAGAAAAAUCGACACAGGAAAAUCAGUCUCUGAAACCAAAGAUGAUUAUGGCUAACCCAGAUUGGGGAACGUUCCAGAGAAAAUACAGUCUGGACUCCAUUGAUUCUGACUCUACUGUGAGUGAACAUGCUAGUCUAAGAGACUUGGAAAUGGAAAGUCCUGAAGUGCCUGCUUACCUUAAUCUGUCUCUAAAGGAUGGUUUAGGAAACAAAGAUGCUGACGAUACUGAAUUUAUGGAAGUAUCAAAUGCCCACUGGCAAAGUUGCAAACGGGCAAUUCACAAUAAUGCCUGUGCAGGUCUGUCUUUCUCUCCUCAUAUAUCACGGACUAAAAACCACAAGCGGAAUCCCCAUAGUCCACAGUCCGAGUUUGAAGAAGAAAACCAACAUACCUGGAAUCUUAGUCUUUACACAUCAGGGGAUCACAGUGAACAUGGGAAGGAUACAGGUGCAAGUUUAAGUAGCUGUGACAUCAGUACGGCCAGCAGAGCGUCUACAAGUAGGAAAGCAAGUUAUGACAGAUAUUCUCCAGUGUCACCUCUGAGGGGCCAUCCCAGAACUGGGCAUGAAUCUUCUAGAAACAUGUCCAGCUGGAGAAACAUGUGUACAAAUCAUAGGUCUAAGGGGAGUAACAGCAGUCAUUUGCUCUACUUCUGUAAAAGAGAAUGUGACCCGGUUGAAAAGCACGUGUGCACACACAGAAAGCACAAUAGCCUCUACAUGUCUGAUGUGCCUCUAUGUGGUCAUUGUACUCAGUCAGAAACACAGAGAGAUGGGAGUGGUAAACUAUCAGAUUCAUUUAAAACUAAAAAACGAUCAAAACACAGAGACCAUAACUGCAGAGAAAGGUACAAACUGAGUAAAAAUCAACAAUCGGUAGGGCCCAAACUACCCAGAAUUUUCCAUUGUGAUUCUGCCUCUCGGCUUUCAAUUGAAGAAAAGAGUGAAAAAUCCUUAAAUGGCCGGGAACUUCAGCACAGCAAAUUGGCUUCUUAUUUGAGACAGAGAGCUUACUGCUUAAAUAAAAACAAGAGAAGCAAAAAAUCUUUAGCCGGCCUUCACAUUGGUGGUGUGGGAAAAGUUAAGUGCAGACGAUGUAACUCGGGCACUCCCAACUACCUUCUAAGGAGUAGUACAGGUGGCCCUUCAGAAACCACACAGUCAAACAUUCCAGAUGGAGAAGGGCCAUCUCUGACUGCCAAGGGUCUUUUGGAAAGAGUGCAAGCCAAGAAGUGUCAGGAGCAAUCAACAAAAUUAGAGCUCUCCUCAAGCAGUUGUUUAAAAGAAUCGCAGACUCAUUCACAAACUCAAUGCACAACUCAACGUGGGCCACCAAGUUGUAGGGGAGCAGCAUUGCCUUUUUCAAAGAGGAGGCAACACAUAGGCAAAAGAAAAAAUGAUAAAGGUAGCAUGGUUCAUAAAACGUCUGACUAUGACAAAGUCAAAAACUCACAAAAAAGUAAUUCGACCGUUUUGUCAGACACUGAAUGUGAAAACUAUCUUUCCAAAGGCAUAAGUGAUUCAGUGAUCGACUCUCAUUCUUUAAGCAGAAGAAACAACCAGACUGCAAAGGAACCAUCUAAAUCUUCAAUUAGUGAAGUCCAGCCUUUUCUGCAAAGCUGUGACCCAGUACCAAAUGAUUUUCUUGGUGCUUUUCCAUCUAACAGAUAUACUGGUGUAACUGAUUCAACAGAGACCAAAGAUGACCAGAUAAAUCUUGACUCAGAGGGUGUAAGCACAUCUGUAAAUCGUGUGGAGGGGAAUAUAAACUCUUAUUAUGACAGAGCUAUGCAGAAGCAUGACAAAAUGGAAGAUGAAUUAGAGAUGUGUCAUAAAUCUCUGUCACCCCCUUUAAUUCAACAGCCCAUAACAUUUUCUCCCGAUGAAGUAGAUAAGUACAAACUUCUCCAGCUACAAGCCCAGCAGCAUAUGCAGAAGCAGCUCCUGUCGAAGCAUCUCCGAGUGUUGCCUGCUGCAGGGCCCACUGCCUUCUCUCCUGCCUCCGCCGUGCAGACAGUCCCCGUCCACCAGCACACAUCCAUCACCACCAUACACCACACAUUUCUACAGCACUUUGCUGUUUCAGCGUCCGUAAGUUCUCACAGCAGUCCCCUCCCCGUAGCUCAUCUCCACCCUCUGUCACAGCCACAUUUUACUCCGAUUUCAUUUUCAACCAUGGCUCCAACCAUUAUCCCUGGACACCCUACUUUCCUGGGUCAUCCUUUACAUUUAGUUGCAGCUGCCCCCUUCCACCCAUCACAUAUGACGUUCCAGCCCCUGCCUUCUGCAGCAUUUAUUCCCACAUUGUUUGGUCCUCAUUUAAACCCAGCCACCACUUCUAUUUUCCACUUGAAUCCUUUAAUACAACCAGUGCUACAAGGUCAAGAUCUUUGCCAUCUCUCUUGCUCCAGCCAGAUGCAACAGUUAAGUAGUGUGAAAGAGACCUUAAAUAUGGCAGUACACUUGAACUAAUCGUUAUUACAGCUCAUCUUACGAAUAAAUAACCCCAGUUGUUGCUACUUGUAAAGCAAUGCAGAAACAUCGUCUCUCUUGUUAGCAAAACAUUUAAAAUUAUGGUGCCAAUUCCAAAUGUAACUAAUUCAUACGUAUAAACUGAACUAUCAGUAUUGAAAUGGGAGCCUUUUAAGAACUUCUUUUUCUGACGAAUAGAGCAAAUUAAGAUAAUUUAUGAGAAAAAAAAGUGCUGGUUUGAGAAGAAUUGUGAAUUAAUGCUAUAAACUGGUAAGAGAAAACAUUCUGGGAUAACAUAAAUAUUGUGAAGAAGACGUAAAACACCCUGUGUUUGAAGUGUUUGCUGAAUGAGCUCUGAAUGAAUGUGAAUUUCACUUUUACUUUUCAAAUAAUAGUAACAAGUCAGUAAAAUGAAUAAAUAAUUAAGGAGAAGCCCUAUUGUUAAAUGUUGGCUGUGCUACUAAUGAUAUUGUCUUUUUAAGACCUAUCUCAUAGGACCCAAGAGAUUUUAAUAAAUACUCUGAUGGAUACAAACUGAGAACAACUACACAACUAACUUUAUAAUAGUAGAAAUUUUGUGGAAGGUCAAUUUGCUUCACUUCACAUGUAACAAUAUCAUGAUAAUCUUGUAAGAAUCACUAGGAUUAGGAGUUAAGAAUGUUUAAAUUUUAUGUUAGGAAGCAUACAAAAGAUACUGUUAGUGUUUGAUAAUCAAAAAUAAAAUAUCCAUAGAAUAA
Molecule: messenger RNA, 4584 nt
Organism: Rattus rattus (black rat)
Lineage: Eukaryota; Metazoa; Chordata; Mammalia; Rodentia; Muridae
Gene: Znf804b
Product: zinc finger protein 804B
Exons: 2
Coding region: 20-3847 (1275 amino acids)
Cellular component (GO): nucleus
Source: RefSeq, a predicted model, not a curated record